AUGUUUAAUCACAGCCUUAUCUUUAAUAAGGAUUUGGCCUAUAGCCCUAAAGUACAGAUGUGGUGGCUCGUUUACAUCGAAGGAGAAGGUCAAUACUGUCUGAUCUGCAAGAAGUUUGAUUCCAAGAAUCCCCAAAACAAAAGGAAUUUUUUUCUGCAGAACCAAGCACAAGGUUAAAGAAAGAUUGCCUCGAGGAGCACAUUGCAACAAAAAGAGACACAAAGAUGCAAUCACUGCCAUUCUUAUGAACAGGUUCUCAGUUUUCCAGAAAGAGCUCGAUCAUAAUGCUGAAGUUCAGGUUGAUGUGUAUGAAAGAGUUUUCUAUUGCCUUUACUGGUUGGCAAAGGAGGAUAUAGCAAAUGUCAAGGUUAAGAGUCUGUUAAAGUUGGUUGCGAAGCUGGGGUGUGAUAUGAGUGGCUUUAAUCACACAUCAGUAGGUUCCUUUCGCAACAUGUUGCUUCUUCUUGGUGAAAUGAUUCAAAAUGAAGUCAUUUCUGCUGUAACUGGGCCAUUUGGGGUGAUGGUUGAUGACAUGACUGACAUUGCAAAUUUGGAGCAAAUGAUUGGUUUCAUCCAGUAUUAUAACAGGGGUAGCGAAAAGGUUGAGGUGAAAUUUUUGUGUUUGGAAAAUGUUCUCGCCAGCUCUGACGCAGCAGAUUCUUUAACCAUCACAAGCAUCCUUCUGAAGUCAUUGAGAAACACAGUCUCAAUUUUGACUGGUUUAAAAGCUUUGUGUCAGAUGGAGCAAGUGUCAUGGUGGGAGAAAGGUCAGGUGUAG
Molecule: messenger RNA, 778 nt
Organism: Pocillopora meandrina
Lineage: Eukaryota; Metazoa; Cnidaria; Anthozoa; Scleractinia; Pocilloporidae
Source: the annotation of a GenBank genome assembly